Molecule: messenger RNA, 2216 nt
Organism: Malus domestica (apple)
Lineage: Eukaryota; Viridiplantae; Streptophyta; Magnoliopsida; Rosales; Rosaceae
Product: probable protein arginine N-methyltransferase 3
Biological process (GO): peptidyl-arginine methylation
Cellular component (GO): nucleus
Molecular function (GO): protein-arginine N-methyltransferase activity
Source: RefSeq, a predicted model, not a curated record
UUGUAGAGGGUUUAAGGUUCAAAGCGAAGACACCCUCCCUCCUUCCUUUCUCUCUCAGAUUACUCAUGGCGAAGAACGGCUCCGAAUACGAACCCACAUUCACAGACGACGACGACGAAGAAUCCGAAGAGCUCCAAGAGUGGAACGAUUGGAAUGCAGAACCAGAAGAAGAAGACGAAGAAGAAGAAGAGGGCUCAGACUUGCUGUGCUUGUUCUGCGACACCAGGUACAGCUCGUGCGACGACCUCUUCGACCACUGCACUUCGACCCAUCGUUUCGACUUUCAGGCCGUUCGGAGAGCGCUGGGUCUGAAUUUCUACGGCUCCUUCAAGCUCAUUAACUUCGUUCGCUCUCAGGUUGCUGAAAACAGAUGUUGGAGUUGCGGGCUGACCUGUCAUUCCAACCAAGAUCUACAGAAUCAUUUACAUGAAACAGUCAAUUUCAAAGACAUUACACCUGGAUGGGAUAGUGACGAGUAUCUAAAACCUUUCUUGCAAGAUGAUUCGGUCUUGUAUAGCUUUGGUGAAGAUGAAGAAGGUGAAGAUGACUAUGCUGCAGCAGUUGACAAGGACGAACUUAUGAGUGAUUUGAGGCAGUUUGAAGAGAUCUGCAUAGAUCAUGAUAUUCAUGUGCCAAAGAUUGCUAUUGAUUAUGAUACCUCUAAUGAAAGUGGGAAAAAUGUUGCUUCAUCAUCCAAUAGCCACUUGAAUAAUGUGAAUUCUCCUGGAAAGGUGGCCAUCAAUGGUUUGGAUUCAGGAGAACAUGUUGGGUCAGCUGAUAGAAAGAAAAAAGAACAGCUUUUAAGAGCGUAUAUUCCAAAUCAUGGUUCAAAGGAUAUCAAGAAUGUUAACAAUGACUACUUUGGCGCUUACAGUUCAUUUGGCAUUCACAGAGAGAUGCUCAGUGAUAAGGUAAGAAUGGAUGCUUAUGGACAAGCUAUUUUAAAGAACCCCUCUCUCUUGAAGAGUGCAGUGGUGAUGGAUGUAGGUUGUGGCACAGGUAUACUAAGUCUCUUUGCAGCCCAAGCAGGUGCUUCAAAGGUAAUUGCAAUUGAAGCCAGUGAGAAAAUGGCUUCCGUGGCAACUCGGAUCGCAAAAGAUAAUGGUCUUUUGUCUAGUAAGAGCCCUGGUGAAAGUACUAACCAUGGCACUGGGGUAGUAGAAGUGGUUCAAGGUAUGGUUGAGGAGCUUGAUAAAUCCAUACUAAUUGAACCUCAUAGUGUUGAUGUAUUACUGAGUGAAUGGAUGGGGUACUGCCUACUUUAUGAGGCAAUGCUCAGUUCAGUGCUUUAUGCACGGGAUCGGUGGUUAAAACCUGGAGGUGCCAUGCUUCCUGAUACAGCAACUAUUUUUGUUGCAGGAUUUGGAAAAGGAGCCACCAGUCUUCCAUUUUGGGAAAAUGUGUAUGGUUUCAACAUGUCUUCUGUUGGCAAGGAGCUUGUUGAAGGUGCAGCACAAAUCCCUAUUGUAGAUACGGUGGAUGGUCAUGGUUUAGUGACCAAUGCUGCUGUUCUCCAGAGCUUUGACUUGGUGACAAUGAAGCCUGAUGAAGUCGAUUUUACUGCAAGUGUUGAGUUGGAACCAAACUUCAGCAGUGCAGCUAGCAGCUUAACUGAUUUGGAAUCUGAAACAACCUGGUGUUUUGGAGUUGUCUUGUGGUUUGAGACUGGUUUUACCAGCAGGUUCUGCAAAGAAACGCCGGCUGUUUUGUCAACAUCCCCAUAUACUCCCAAAACGCACUGGCAGCAAACAAUUUUGACAUUUAAGGAACCAAUUGCUGUGACAUCAGGAAAAUCUAACGUGGACGGAUCAGCAGCAGUUGGCACUGAAGCUUGUCCGGCUGCAAGGAUUCAUCUGCGAAUAAGCAUUGCUCGUGCUUCCCAUCAUCGUGACAUUGACAUUUCCUUGGAAGCUGCUGGAGUUGAUCCUCAUGGUCGGAAGCGUAAUUGGCCUGUUCAAAUUUUUAAUCUUGGUUAGUCUGAUGAUCAAAAUUCGGGAUCCUGAUUGCCCCUACUUCUCAACAUUGACAUUUUACGAGAAACUGCUGGGGUUGAUCUUGAUUGUCAGAACCACAAUUUGACCUGUGUAACUUUAGUCGACAUUGGCAUACCGAUUCAGACCUAAGAUCGGCCGACUUAAAGCGGUCUAGUUUUGUACCGUCUGUGUUGUUUCACUUCUAUUUUGGUUCCGAAGAAUUUUCUAGUUUGUGUUUAUUUC